Molecule: messenger RNA, 6022 nt
Organism: Venturia canescens
Lineage: Eukaryota; Metazoa; Arthropoda; Insecta; Hymenoptera; Ichneumonidae
Product: U1 small nuclear ribonucleoprotein 70 kDa
Exons: 4
Coding region: 2645-3574 (309 amino acids)
Source: RefSeq, a predicted model, not a curated record
ACGUUUGCGGAAAAUCCGCUCAAGGGAGCGAAUCCGCCAAAGACGGAGGGUGACUGUACCGUUCGCCCUUUCCACCUUCUGCAAUACUGCUCCACCUUUUCUCUCUCUCUCUCUCUCGCCUUCUGUUCGCCGAGCGGUCUGCGUUCUCCAAUACGGUGAACGCAUUCCGUGCGGUGGGUAGUUCGAACUGAAAUUCGCAAACUCGCACUCGCAUCAGUUGCAAUUCGCGCGUCGAGCUCGGUGGACGAGUUUGGUGAGAGCGGUCAAAGUACACUAGAGCAAAACUACGCUCGAAAUUGGAAAAGCUCGGAAGACGGAAGAGCUAUUUUCUCGAAGGGAGGAUAAAUUCGAUUCUUCUGCUGGCACGCCGUUCUCAUACUUUUCCUUCUUCGUCUCAUCCGCGCGUCGCUUCGUCUCUUUUUACUAGAAGCGAAGUUGUCGAUGAUGAGUGUUUCGGCGUGACAAAAUGCUCUCGGGUUACCAUCGAAUCGAAUGCUCGCUACUCUUCUACCGAUAUUUGUACUCGCAAAGAAAUUCCGUUACGUGAAAAGUUCGAGAGGAACCGAAGAAGAUGCGGAAAAAAAGAACGACGACAAGACAGAUAAGUUUGGCCACGAAUGGCGCUUUAUCGUUCCCAUACUCUUAACCACACUUAUUCUUUUUUAUUCUCCUUUGCCUAGUUUCACGAUUUAGUUCUCUUUCGAGCUUUCAUCCUCCAUUGUGAAGCGGUGUACGAUUCAGCGUACGUAUAUAAAUCGCAAGAAUUUGGCACGAAGCUGAAAUCGUUGGAGAGUGUCGAUUUAUGUGACGCCUUCCAUGUAAUUUUAAUAUUACUUGAUUUAUCUACAUUCCUCGAUAACACACCCCACGCUAAAAUUGAAAGGGUAACUUUGCUCUGCAAUCGUUUUUUUCACGAUCCGAAUCCUCUAGAUCGGCCCGAAAACGGUAAUGGUCUAAACGUACAUAUACUACGGAUUGAUAAUCCCACUUGGCACGUAACCCAAGAACCGUUUGUAUCCGCUUUGUCUAUCGAUUAUACGCGUUUUCAUCGGUUGCCGUAAAUACGAUUAUCUUGAACGUGAAACCGAUUGUACUCGUAAAACUUUUGCUUUUCCACGUUUCAUCUCCAAACCUCACUAGUCAACGAUAUUAUACCGAGUUUCACUUGUAUCCAAAAUUACUUGCUUCUCUUAAAAAUGCUCAAUUCUCCUUCGAUAUUUCGUUACAAGCACUCACAUUUGUAACGCACGAAGAGAAUUAAACGGGGAGAAGUUAACGAAAAAUAUUUAUUCCUGUAACGCAACGUUAAAUUUUCAAUAUUUUAUGGAAUUUUCAGUUUAAUAAUAGUAAAUAUUGCAGACAAUGAAAUUUACGGUAUACGCAUACUAAAAUUUACAAAACGUUUGGUAAAUUUAACGGCGCUUCCAAAUUCCGUAGUACACCGAAUCGGUGAUUUACACACUUUAAUAAAGUGAUAAACACUCGUACGGAAAUUUUUACCGUGCAGCACGGUAAAAUUCGCCGUAACGCUCGUGUUAUAUUUCAAAAUAAAUGUUGAAAUAAUCUGCAAAAGUAUUGCAAUUCUCUUCCUGUAUAGACGUACAAAAAAAUAAAUAUUCCAUAAAUGUAACGAAACUGAGAUACGAGAGUAAUCUAUAACUGUUGAAAUAUUUUAUUAAACAUUGACCGCGCAAUCAUUCUACCGGAAUGUGAUAUAAACGUUGUCGCGUUUCCUACCGGCAUAUUUCCGAAAUUUCCAGUAAUUCGUCAUCUCUCUCUUACUUUUCCAACCAACACGACCACAAAUAAACCGCACAGCACGCUCAAAUAUGUAUUAGCUAGUACGAGCGCGCAGUACGCUUGAUUGGAAAACAUCAUUCGUCGGCACUCCCCGCAAUUAUAACUACUAAUUGUUUUCGAAACGAGGCUUUAUGUCGAGACAAACACGAUUAUUUGAUCCGAACCUACGGCUUAUUAGAAAAUUGUGGGCAAAACCAAAUGUAAUUUGUAUCCUUCACGCGAAUGACUUGCGAUUGAAUUUUUCAUCGUCCCGUCAGUCGAACAUGUGUAUGUGCGCGGAGCGAUAUUAUUUUACCUCUUCGUCUGUCAAUUGAACUAAAGUUUAUCAAUGUUUGUAUUAAUUCUACUAUUUAAUGAAUGAUUAGCAAUCAAAUCCUGUGAUAAAAGGUACUCGAUUGUAUUUGCAACGCUAAAGAGAUGCACGGUGUUCGCAAAUAUCGAAUCGGCCAACAAUGGCUGUGACCUGUGAUUGAGUUUCAAGGGUUUACCGAACCAAGCUCUUCUUUGAUCCGGCUGAUCCUCGGUCAACAUCAACAAUCUGACUCGAAUCUCAAGCUCGAACGUUGUUUCGUCGAAAUCGACUGCUAUAGCCUGCGCGUCUUUCACAAAGAGGAAGUGAAUUGCUGCUGUGAUCUUCCAAGCCCGAAGACAUUUCGACGAGAGCUCGUUGGAGAGCGUCCAUCCACUGGGAACGCUGACCGAGGGUCGUAUAAGCAACGAUUGCACGGCGAUAACGAGUCACGAGCUUAAUCGCGAAAGUAUCGAGGUUGAAGUUACGUCGUUGGAGGAAGCAAAAUCAGUUAUAGCCGCGUUAAGGGCGAGGCAAAGGGCUCAGGCGCAUCAAAUGCUCGCCUGGCGAAGGACUCUUAAAUUACAGGAGGAUCUCGUAGCGAGAUUGACGAGAGAAAAAGCGGAACAGUUGCGCACCCUGUCGUCACAAUUGUUGUUAUUCGAGUCGAGAUUAUGCAGAAAACAGAAGGAAAUAGAGGCGAGUCUUGCCCAGCGGGAGGCUAUUAUUUUACGACAACAAAGAGUCAUAAGACAAUUGCAGAGUCGUUUGGCAGAGAGAAGCAGCAGUACGAGAGACUCGCCACCUUGCGACGCUCUGGACCGUCUGGACAGUCUCGGCGACAGCGACAGCGCGGUCGUGCUCGAGGAAGCCGCGGACGAUCCUGCACCGCCCAGAUUUCGAUCGAACAUCACGGACGUGACGGUGAUACGUUCCGUGUCGGACGCGGUCGAACCAUCGAGCAAAUAUUCAUCGAUGCGGAGGAGCAACGGUUAUUUGAGAAGGCCGGAAAUAUUGGAGACAGUUUAUUCGGUAGAGGAGGACGUUGACAGCGAGAACAAUCAGCAGGAUCCAUCGGGAUCGGCGGAAAUCACAGAAAUGGACGAUAGAAGGGGAGUACUCGGGGGAGGAGGAGGAGGAGGAGGAGGAGGGGGCAGCAGCGGAGGCGGAGGCGGUGGAGGUGGAAAAAUAAUUGGACCGAGCGGGAAAGGCAGACUCCAGGAUCUUUACGGUAGUUUUGAGCGUCUCGCGCAGGAAGCGGACUCGACGAUCGCCGAGAGACCGAGAGACGAGAGCCAACAGGCACAGGUCACGUACAACAGGGUUAUGAGCAAUCACAGAUCCGUCACUAAGCCAAAAGACGUCAAGUACAAAAGGAUCAACAAAGCUAAAUCCAAGAGCCUCGAAGAAUUACGAGGCAGAUUAAGAAAUUGGGUAGAGAAAGGCAACAAAAUUGCGAUUUCCUUGGAUCAAUCCUACGCCUGAAAUUCCUUCUCCCAUUCAUCAUUAUCCAACCGAGUUUUUUCUCAUAUGCAUUUAUAUAUUAUUUCAAUCUAUGAUGCUCUAUUUUUCACACGCGAUCCUCCUACCACAAGUCCUGUCUCUCCGAAACCAGGCAAUUAUUCUUCGAUACCCAAUUUUAUACUUUGCCAAUUGUGAUAUAUAUUUAUCGUUAACUCGCGGGCCUUCGUUGACGCGCGAUAAUCGCGAAACGAGCACUUUUGCUCCCAUCUUCCUCGAGGUAGAUUGAAACAAUCGAAUAUUACCGAAUUAACAUUCAAUCGUUGAAAAGUAAUCGACUUGCGCGUUAUUUCAAGUUGCUGAAAGUCAUUUGAAACGAUUUAACAUCGAUCAGAUAAGUACAAGUUCUUCGAAAUCGGUUGAAUCCCAUUGGAAUCCGUCAAAUCAUUCAAUUAGAUUAAGUUUAGAUUUUCAAGAGUAAAAAUCUAUUGACACCGUGUGCACCGGUGCGGAAAAGUAAACGCGUAGAAAACGUCGUGUUCAAUAUUGAUUUUUAUUAUUUUUCAUUCGUUUGAGACGCAUUCAAUUUUCCAUGCCAAAAAUAUUGUCGUUGUACGAGAGAAAAAAAAAACAAUCCAGGCGAUCGAGUCGAAAUGGGCUUCGCGUCAAAACGACGAGGGAUGAAAUCCCUCUGUCGAUUACGACUAUUCAUAAUGCGAUUGCGAUUUCAAUAGCUGUAGAAACGAAAAUAAAUCAAAGCUCAAUUUCGGCUAUUGUCCUCGUCUCCGAUCUGCGAGAAUUUUUUUUUUCUCUACUUGUAGCUACGAAAUCCCUCGUUUCCAUAAGAAAGAGCGGCUAACAGCGGAAACGCAUAGAAUCUUCCGAAACAGCCAAAAACUCGAACUCCUUCCUUCAAGGAGGACUGCUUACUCGAAAGUUCGAAAUUUCUAUAGCGCCAUAAUCGCGAGCGUCUAGAAAAAAAAAUUGAAAAAUAUUUCUUAUAUGGAAAGUGGAAGAAGUGAAAAGAGCCUCGACUCGAAUUAUUCUAAAUCGCAUCUUUUCUCCGUGCCGAAAAACGCGAAGAGAAACAAAUGUCUCUAACGGAAAAUCGCUAUUUCCUGACGGCAGUGCCAAACGAUAAUAUUAAUAAAUUUGUUAAAUCGUAAUUAUUACGAUGCGAGAACAACAAUGAGGGUCUAGAUCGAAAGUUCGAUGUGAGAAAUAAGAAGAAAAAAAAACACACACACACACACACAAGUAUCGUUGAUUAGGUAAAAAAAGCUAUUGACAAUCUGAAUUGCAGUGAGGACUUGAGCAAAGAGUGAGAUUUACAGAAGACAGUUUUCUGCCCUUUUUCCCCUCGUGUAAAUAAUUUCAUUCCUAUUUAAAUACAAACAUAUAUAUGUAUAUAUUGAUUAACAAUGUGGAUUAAUAAUAAUGCAUACAUAUAUGUUUAUUUAAAUAUGACGAGUAUCCUAUUGAAUGUAACAAUACGUGGAAAUUGAGAAUGCUACGAAUUUCUGUAGAGAUAUACAUGCAUUAUAUGGCGAUCUAAUGAAAAUUCAUCGCAAUUUAUGUCGAAUGAAUUUCAAUGUUCCUGAGGGCUGUUAACCCAAAAACAGCUAAUAAGCGAUCUCUUCUGCAUAAUAUAUUACGAAAUGACAAGAAUUUUUUUUUUUUUUUUUUUCUAAAUAGGCGUAUAAUAAUCAGAAAUAUUUACGCGUUCGAGAAAGAUUGCAUAAUUAAGGAAAGCUCACUGAUCGCGCACGUUUGUGCACAAAAGAAUAAUACAAUUUUGAAAAAGAGACCGAUCUUGAUGCAUUUCAACUCGUGAGUAAAUUCCGAGUCCGGUAAAUGCGCGCUUUAUAUUGCACUGUUAUACAAAAGGAAGCCGGGUCAAUUACAAAUGUCGCGAUUCAUUCAAAUUUCGAUUGCAGCAAAAAAAAAUCUUAAAAGAUAAAAUCUAGAUUUAUUCAACGAAAAUAUCGCAAAAAUCCACUUUCUCACGACGUGUUAAAAACCGCGACUCCGAAAUAUUGUAAUCACUAAAAAGCAAAAACCGCGUGUAUAUAUACACAUAUGAAUAAACAUUAUAUAUAUAUAUAUAUAAAUAUAUGUGUACGAAAAUAAUAGAAUACAUACAAAAAUAUAUAUUCGCUGAUAAUUUAAAAUUAGAUCAAUGCGAGUGCGAAAGUCAAUGAUAACUAUAAUUUAUAUGAGACGAGAUGAUGAAUAGUUUUAUGCACGCGUUUUGAAUCGUGUAUAUAAUAUGAAUAUUAUUAAAAAUUGCGUCGCUUGGUUUAGCAACAACUCCAUGUAGACUGCACUAUUGCGAAAUCAUAGAUAAUAAUUGUAUUAUUUUUAAUAUUAUUGAAUCAUGAAAUAAAUUAUAAUAUAUAUGCAUAUAUAUAUAUUAUAUACUGUUUCGGUAUAUAAAUAUAUGGAUAUAUAUAUCAACGCAGAGUUUUUGUA